Molecule: messenger RNA, 1958 nt
Organism: Vitis vinifera (wine grape)
Lineage: Eukaryota; Viridiplantae; Streptophyta; Magnoliopsida; Vitales; Vitaceae
Product: beta-glucosidase 11
Exons: 12
Coding region: 103-1788 (561 amino acids)
Biological process (GO): carbohydrate metabolic process
Molecular function (GO): beta-glucosidase activity
Source: RefSeq, a predicted model, not a curated record
GAAGUAUUUCCACAAAAUUUACGGGGAUAUGUCCAGAAGAUUAUUGUGAAAAUAUAUGGAAUGUAAGGAUAGUAAUAAAUGGGAAACAUGAGGAGUUAAUUGAUGGAAAGACAAGGGAAAGAAGAAUACAAAAAGUGUGUGAGCAUGGUGAGGCAUAGACUCUCUUUCUCUCUGUUUCUUCUGCUAAAUUUAGCAACUACAGCCUUCAGCGCUCUCAAGUUUAGCAGAAAUGACUUCCCAGAUGACUUCAUUUUUGGGGCUGGCACCUCUGCUUACCAGGUUGAGGGAGCAGCAAACCAAGAUGGGAGGAGUCCUAGCACUUGGGACGCCUUUGUUCAUGCUGGGGGUACCCAUGGAGCUUCUGGGGACAUAGCAUGUGAUCAGUAUCACAAAUACAAGGAGGAUGUCAAACUGAUGGUGGAAACAGGCCUAGAUGCCUAUCGAUUCUCGAUCUCAUGGUCAAGGCUUAUCCCAAAUGGAAGAGGACCUGUCAAUCCAAAGGGUUUAGCAUAUUACAACAACCUCAUCAAUGAACUUAUCAGCCAUGGAAUCCAACCUCAUGUUACUUUAUUCCAUGUUGAUCUGCCACAAGUGCUUGAAGAUGAAUAUGAAGGAUGGCUUAGUCGAAGGAUUGUGAAAGAUUUCACAGAAUUUGCCGAUGUGUGCUUUAGAGAAUACGGAGAUAGGGUUUCACAUUGGACUACCCUGAAUGAAGGAAAUGUAUUUGCUUUGGCUGGCUAUGACUCGGGAAUCCUACCACCUCAGCGAUGCUCUCCCCCAUUUGGACAUAGGUCAUGUACCAAAGGCAAUUCCUCAUUCGAACCAUACAUUGCAGGGCAUCAUCUCUUGUUAGCACAUGCAUCAGCUGCAAGAUUGUACAAGAAAAAGUACCAGGUACCACUACCUAAACAUAUUACACCUGAACGAACCUAUACUCGUAAGGAAACAGCGAAAAAAAUGGUCACAGUCAUUACAGUAAGUGGUGUUAUGUUGCAGGCCAAGCAACAUGGAUUCAUAGGGAUUAAUGUCUUUGCUUACUGGUUUGCUCCUCUAACAAACACAACAGAAGAUAUCACAGCUACUCAAAGGGCUAAAGAUUUCUAUCUUGGUUGGUUUCUUGACCCCUUAGUGUUUGGAGACUAUCCUGAAACAGUGAAGAAGAACGCAGGCACAAGAAUUCCGGCCUUCACCACACCUGAAUCCAAACAAGUCAAGGGUUCAUUUGACUUCAUAGCAAUAAACCAUUACUUCGCAACAUACAUCAAGGACAACCCUGAAAAGCUGAAGAUAGAUCAAAGAGACUUUGCAUUAGAUGUGGGCACAGACAUGAUAUUUAAGCCACAAAACGAUGUACCGGUAGGUGAGUUUCCUCUCACGACCUGGGGUCUGCAAGGAGUGCUGGAAUAUUUGAAGCAAGUUUAUGGCAACCCUCCAAUCUAUAUCCAUGAAAAUGGUAUGCAAACACAACGCAACACAUCGUUGAACGACACAUCAAGGGUCAAAUAUAUGGAGGCUUACAUUGAAGUUGUGCUUGAUGCAAUAAGAAAUGGAUCAAAUACGAGAGGGUAUUUCACAUGGUCGUUCUUAGAUGUACUGGAAUUAAUUGAUGGCUAUGGAUCUUGCUUUGGCCUCUACUAUGUAGAUUUGGAUGACCCAGAUUUAAGACGGUAUCCAAAGCUAUCUGCACAUUGGUACUCUAGCUUUUUGAAGAGAAGAAACAUGAGUUCAGAUGCGGACAUCGGAAUUGAGAAGAAUAAAACACCUCUUUCUAAUGUUCAAUCCUUUUAGUAGGUUCUGUUUUGAAUAGUUAUGUCUUGGUGUGUUUCUCUUUCUGCUGCCUUAUAUUGGCAACACAAUUUAUCAGUUAUUUACUUGAACACAAUUUCCUUUGAUGACUGUUGGGAUUUGAACCUGAACCCUGCCUAGAGAUUUCAAGGUCCAUUAGGACAUUUGAACUA